CCAGGGUAUAAACCAAAUAAUCCACUACUUAUUAUAUUUGCUAUGUAUAUGCAUAGUUACAAAUCAAUGUUCUUUUUUAAGUGUAUAGUAACAAUUUCUGGCCGGCACUCCUUAACAUUUAACAAAAUAUUUUCUUUGUAUGUUAAAAAUUAAACAGUGUCAACUUUUUAUAUUGUAUAUGUUUGAUACGAGUAUGUGAAAUAUGACAAUUUAAAAAUAAUAAUAAAAAAAAAAAACGUAUAAACACAGAUAAUCUUCUUUUAUUCAAAUUCAAGAUGUAUUAUUAAGAUUCAAAAGAUAAAAUAAGUAUGUAUUUAAUUUUUAGUAUUAUAAAUACUUUAUUUAAUAAUAAUAUUAAGAAAAAGGUAAUUACCUUUUUUAAAAGGAAUAUUAUUUUGAUAAAUGUCCCGGUCAGUAGGUAUAUUAUUUGUAUGGUAACAUUAAAAUGAACAGCAUAAAAUAAAUUCUACUGAACGAUAAGUUAACAAUAUCCAAUUUUUAACAUAAGCCUUAACAUACAAAAUACAUUUAAAAUAAUAAAUACUAAUAUAAAUAUCUAUAAUAAAAUAUUCAAUAGUAAGUUGAAUCAAUGAUAUUUGAUUUUAAUUAAAUUAGUGAUUUGCAAAAAAAACGUAAAUGUAAAUGUAAAUAAUUUAUUGAUUAUUUAUUGUCACUUAAUAAUAAAAAAUGAAAUUUCAUAGUUCAAAAAGAUCGGUUUUGAAUGAAAAAUUCAUCAUCAGGUAUAUCACAGUCAAAAUGUAAAAUGUGACUGAAUAUAAAAAAUUAAAUGAAGGAAUACAUAGAAAAAAAAAUUUUAUACAAAUUGGUCGUUUUACAUAGAAAAAAAAAAAUUAUACAAAUUGGUCGUUUUACAUAGAAUUUAGAAAUAAUUUAUUUUAAUAGGAGAGAUUAUUUAAAAUUAGUUAUUAUUAGACAUAGAUAUGUUAAGAAAUGUUAAUUAUUUGAUUAUUUAUUAUCUAGAAUGUAUUGAUACGAGUUAUUAUUUUUAAAAUCAGUUUGAACAUUUAAAAUAUUAUUAAAAUUAAUAAAUAAACAAUAAAAUUAUUGUUAGGUUUAAUAUUACGGAAAUAAAUAUUCACCCUAUUGGAUAACGAAAAAUUAAUAAAACUAACAAGAUUUUUAGGUGUAAUAUAUAAGGAUUAUUAGAAAGUAUUCAUUAACCAGUUAUCAGAGAUUCUCAUUUUUCCUAAAUACUUAAUAGCAUUUAGAGAAUCUACCUAUUUAACUUAAGGUAAGUAGGGACAUUUAAAAAUAGCAUAAUUAAACAAUUGAUUCUAAUAGUAUAUAUUAUAUAUUUAUAAUAUUACAACAUUAGGAGUUAUUAUAAUUGUUUUAUUUUAAUUAGGUGCAUAUCAUUAUUUUAAUUGAAUGGAUUAAAAAUAUAAUCAAUGCUAAUUAUAUUUAUACUUUGGUGUGAAGUUAAAAAUUCAAAAUCAUUAAUAAGAUACCUAUACUAUAUAAUAAAAUUAGAAAACUAUGAUAAUAUAAUAAAUGAUAAUUACAGGAAAAACUUAAUACAUAAGUUAUAAAAAAAAAAGUCAAAUGGAGGAAAUAACACAAUCAACCCUCCGUGAGUAUGCUCCCGAAAUAAUUAAAUAUCACAAAUAAGUGAUGUAAUCAAUGAUUAGAUAUGUAUUUCAUGGACUGUGAUAAACAGGUACCUAGGUGAAUCAUGGUUAUGUAAACAAACAAAAAAAAAAAUUAAUAAAUUAUGUUUUUUAGAAUUAUUCCUUUAUCUAAGAAUAAUUAAAGAAAUUAACUACAAAAUCAUUUAAACAUGAAUAUUAAACUUAGGAAUUAACAAAAAGUUACUGACAAGCAUUAUUAGUGUACUUAGUUAUUUUCAGAUCAUUUUUUAUGGCUACAUAAAUAUAGGUAAUUAUUUUUUGUCAUUUAAAAGAAUAUCUAUUUCGUCUGAAUUUUAAACAAUAUACAUUUUUUCAUGGCUAUAAUUUAUAAUAAAUUCCAAAUGAGUAGGUACUGUUUAUCUUAGUUUUGUUGCAUAGAUAUAUUAAUUAAAAUGAUAAUACACUUUUAAUAACUAUUGAUAAGCUAUACUCAUAUAAUAUAUUAUAUACAUAUAAAUAUAUAUAUAUAUAUAUAUAUAUAUAUAUAUAUACACAUAUAUAUGUAAUUAUAAUAGGCAUUAUUACACAAAAUUAUUGGUAUAGUUUAAUGGUACCACGGACAGUGAAUAUCACAAAUAAAUUGUAUUAAAAACCUUAGUCAUUAUACGCCUGCAUAUUGGGCACUCCUUUUGAUCACAGAGCACUCGCAUAGUGGUAGAACAUUCGUAACACACAGGGUGAUCGCAUGGUCCGAUUGAAAAAAUUGUUUGUGUCUUAAAACAUAUCACGCAAUUGAGCCCUGGAGUUUUGGACGACGGAGUACGUGACUUGUUUGAUGAUAUUUUUCGGUCCAUUUCUUAACAAAUCGAAAAUGAUGGUAAACGACCUUAUCAAUGUUAAAUUUGUUACUAGGACUCUAACACCGUCAUCGACUUACUAGUUAAUAGUUAUACUUGGCACUAAUCACAGGAAGAAAAACUUUUGUACACCAACGAAAUGAACGUUAUGCGGGCGGCAUAUAUUGUUUGUAAGAAAACGUGUAUACAUGUAUGUAUUACGUAUAUGGUAUAUAAUAAAAUAUUAUGUACACGGUGAAAGUAAAUGCGAUUGGCAAAUAAAAAGGUAGCGCGUUAAAAGAAGUGUAGUCAAGUCGUUUUUAAAUAAGAAAUAUAAACUGAAUAAAAUAAUACAAAAUAGUAGUAUCACAUGUGCAGGUCUUGCGGCAAAAAAAAAAUCGAAACAUUUUUACCACGAAAACCGAAAUUGGUAACAUAAAAAAAAAAAAAAAAAAUACAAAAAAAACCAAAACACCAUUAUCACGAGGUUAUCAGACAUUUUAUCGACAUACAGAUAAUAUACCGGAUAAGACAAUCUGAUAACAAACACGAGGUCGGGCGUUGUUGUUGGGUUCUUGUUUCAAUUCAAAUUUUCCCGUCCUCUAAAAUAUUUUAUUUCAUUUCUUGUUUAAACAACAAUAUUGGCAUUCUCGUCCCUGUUCUCGUAUCGCCGACUUCGAAUGUUAAUAAUUGUCGUCUGCAUGAAUGGAAGAUACGCUAACCAGAUCGUCCGGCAGCGCGGACAGCUUAGAACCGUCCGAUUGGCAUUUACCGAUAUGUUUUACCCAAAAAAGGCACUGCGAAGAGAUCAAGUGCAUCAAUACCACCGUCAACACUUGGAGGCUCAAAGAACGAGUGAGUAUUCUGGGUUUCUGCCAACUAUUUUGUUAUUCAAUAUCUCACGAUCGAUCAAGCUAUGAGCCUUGGCGUUUCAUACACCCCUUCUCAAUUUUUUGCUAUAAUAGUUAAAUAUUCCUUUUUUAUAUUUUUAUUCCUCAGAUGAAGACCGUGAGUGUCGCUCUCGUUUUGUGCCUCAAUGUAGGUGUAGAUCCCCCGGACACUAUCAAGAUACAGCCGUGUGCUCGUCAAGAGUGUUGGAUAGGUUAGCAUAUUAUUCAACAAAACAAUAAUAAUAGAACCUCAUAUAUUCGUAUUUUGUCUAUCAUAAUCAUAUAUACACAUUAUAAUAUUUUUAAGAUCCAUUGAUGAUGGUUCCUCAAAAAGCAUUGGAAAUGAUAGGAAGCAGUUUACAAAAGCAGUACGAACGGUGGCAGCCAAGAGCACGUUACAAACAAACUUUAGACCCUACUCUAGACGAUGUAAAAAAAUUAUGCAAUUCCUUGAGACGAAAUGCGAAAGAAGAAAGAGUACUGUUUCACUACAAUGGACACGGUGUACCAAAACCUACAGCAAAUGGGGAAAUUUGGGUGUUUAAUAAGGUUGGUCAAUUCCCUUAAUUAUUGUUACCAUUUAUUUAGUUUUUUAUAUAAAAUAUUACAUAACUAUUCUUAGCAAUAUACUCAAUACAUUCCAUUGUCCAUAUAUGAAUUACAAACUUGGAUGGGAUCGCCAUCAAUUUUUGUCUAUGAUUGUUCAAAUGCAGGAAUGAUUGUAAAAUUGUUCAACCAAUUUGCAGAACAACAUGAGAAUGAAGUUUUGGUAAAUAUUAUUAACACGUAAUCAAUUUUCUUCUUCUCAAAUAAACAAAGUUAUCAUUAUUUUGUUAUUAAACUUUGAAAUUGAGAUAUGGUAAUUGCUUAGGUAUUUAACUGUUGUGUUGAAAACAAUUAAAUUGCCAAUUAAAUAUGUAUGUAUUGAAUAAUUGAUAACAAGACUAAAAAACAUUAUUGAGUAGAUAUUACACUAAACUAAUGUAUUUCCUUUUUUAAUUAGGUACUAUAAUAAGUUAUUAGAAUUGCAAUUAAUACAAAAUUACAUAUGUACUACAUGAACCUACUUAAAAUUAAAUCAAAAUGUUUGAGUUACUUAUUAUCUAUAUUAUUAUUUAUAAUAUAUUAUAGAUCUAUAAUAGAUUAUUUAGUAUAUAGUUUUUUUUUUAAAUAUUCAUAGUUACAUACCUAUAGGUUUAUUUUAAUUUAACAUGUGUUAUAUGUGCAAACACAUGUUUAAUUCAUUUCACGAAUACCUAGUAUUUCUUUGAAAAUAUUAUUUUAAAAUUGUUUAUGUUUUGUUAAAAAAUUACAAUACAAACCUAGGACUGAUGGUUCUUUAUUCUUAUUUAUGAUAAAAAUAAUAUUUUUUCUAUGUUAAAUACAUAUUUGGUGGGUGUAGUGGGUGAUGUUCUAUCUUAGACAUUUUUUUUCUAUUCUCAUAAUACAGGUUUUUGGUUAAAUGAGGAGAAAUGUAAAAAUGUUGAUGUUUUAAAUAGUUGAAAUAUAAUUUAUAAUGGACAUUACUGUACUAUGGAGAAAUAAAUAUUGAAUUAUUAACUUUUUUUUUUUAAUACAUUUUUAUAUAAUGUACCAUGUUGUUGAUCAUUGUGUAAUCACAUCACAGUUUUUUAAUCUCAUAAAAACAUUAUUUUGUAUACUAAAAUAUAUUUUACAUAAAUGUGUAUAUAAAUUUAAUUAGUUAAACAGCCAUAUAAUAUCUUAAUUUAUUAUUUCAUAUUUCAAAAAUAAUAUUUUAUUUGGAAAAAGUUAUAUAAAACAAUAUCACAUACACAUUUCUUCUUCUUCUUCUUCUGGCCUUAUCUACUCUACAAGAGUUUUUGCCGUCAUCACAACUCCACGCCACUUCUCUCGAUCAUGGAUUAUGUUUCUCCAAUUAUCUAUUCCUGUCCUUUUUAGAUCUUCCUUGACCACAUCCAUCCAUCUUUUCCUCUGGCGUCCUCGUGGUCUCUUACCCGUUGGUUUCCAAGACAUUACUGUUUUUAUUAUCUUAUCACUUCCACGCACAAUGUGCCCAAACCACUGGAUUCUCUGGCCUCUUAUGUAAUACUUAAUUGAAAUCAUUCCUGUUUCUUCAAUCAGUUCCUUGUUAAACUUUCUCCUCCAUAUACCAGUGUUCGUACAUACCAGGGUCCACAUAUCGCAUGCCAUAUCUUGUUUUCCAAGGUAGUAAGUUUUCGUUCUGUUACGUUUGUAGUCGUCCAUGCUUCGCAUCCAUAUGUUAGUAUAGCUCUCACUAUCACUGUGUAGAGUCUAACUUUUGUUUUCUUUGACAGCAUUUUAGAUUUGAAAAAUUUGGAUAAUGCAAAGGAUGCCUUCCCUGCUUUUAUUAUCCUUAACCCAAUCUCCUGUGACCAGUCAUUCUUUGUAUUUAUACCUACGCCAAGGUAUUUAAACUCGUUAACUUUUUCAUAUAUCCAGUCAUCCGGGUCAGGGUUCGUUACAUCUGCAUCCGUGUCUAAAAGCUCCAUGAUCUUCGUCUUUUCAAUGUUUAUUUUAAGUCUUAUUUUAUCUGCUGAUUUUUCUAAAACUUUCGUUGCUUUUUCUAUGUCAUCUCUGGUAUUGCCUAUGAUGUUAAGAUCAUCAGCAAAACCUAGAACUUGAAUUUUUUGCUGGUUUAUUUCUACACCCGUUUUCUCUAGAGCUAGAUUAAACAAUAGUGGGGAUAACACAUCCCCUUGUUUUAGCCCUGUUUCCACUGUAAAUGUUUUGGAGAAUGUCUGGCCUACCCUGAUUUGAUAUUGUGUUCUUUCCAUACACAUCCUGACUAAGUUCCUUAGCUUCUUCGGCAUUCCAAAUUCAGUCAUUACGUUGUAUACGCUCUCUUGAUAAACGCUAUCAUAGGCUUUUUUAAAGUCUAUAAAUAUCUGCCUGAGGUUUUGCCGAAAUUCAUAUUUUUUUUUCUAUGAUCUGACCAAUAAUUGCAAUUUGUUCAAUAGUGGACCUGCCCUUCCUAAAACCAUAUUGAUAUUCACCUAGAUUUUCUUCUAUAUAGGGACUUAUACGGUUCAGUAGCACUUUGGAGAAUACUUUAUAUGCUGAGUUUAGGAGUGAUAUUCCUCUGUAAUUUCCACAUUCAGUUUUGCAUACACAUUUAAUAUGCACAAAUUUGUAGAUUAACUUAGUUUUUAUUGAGACAAGUAUAAAAUUGUAAAGUGUACAAACCAAUUUAUAUUUUUUAGAUUCUGAGUGGAGCGAAGAAGCUUAUGGUUUUAUAAAGAUAUUUUUAAUAUUUUUUUUAAUACCUUUUAUUUUUGAUAAAAUUGUUUAUUAUAUAUGUAAUUAUAAUAUUGUAUACUUAUUGGUUUCAUUUUAGAAUGAAUCUAUCAAAGAGCCAAUGUAUGUAUCUCCCCCUGAAGGGUCUAAUUUUAAAAAUUGCAUCCAAUUGGGUGCAUGUCAAAUAGAUCAAACAUUACCAAUGCAUCCAGAUUUACCUGCUGAUUUGUUUACUUCCUGUUUAACUACACCAAUUAAAAUGGCUGCUCGGUGGUAAGUUAUGAACUUAUGACUAAUCAACACUUCAUCUAUAAAUGUUUAAAUUUUCUAGUCUUUUACAAUAUAUCAUUGAUUACAAAUGAAUGUGUACAUACAAUUAAAAAAUUUAGUUGUGUAUUUUGUACUAUUUUAUAUUAAAUUAUAAAUUACAUAAAAAAUGUAAAGAAAAAAUUGUUUUUUCAAUACUGUGAUAGUAUAAGAGCUUAAAAUUAUUACAUUAAUUCUUGGUAUUUGUUAUGAAAGUUAAACGUUAGUAUUCAAAAUUAUAAAAAAAAGCUUAUGCAUUAUUUUAGUUCAAAGUUCAGGAGGCCAGUUAAGAAUAUUAUCAGAUAAAGAACUCAUUUGAAAUUCAAUUUUAUUGCAAUAAAAUUAAUCAGUCAACUAAAUUUUACUUGUAGAACUGUUGUCAUUGUAAAUUUAUCUGAAUUAUGAUUGGUAAAUUAAUUUUACUAUAGUAUGCUACUAGUUAUUAUUUAUAAGUUAUAUUAAAGUAUUUUAUUUUCAUUAAAAAAAAAAGUUAUUAUUUUGAAAACAAAAAAUAAGUUAUUGCACAAAAAUAUGAUUCUUAGAAUUACAAUUGGACACUUGCUUGAAUUUCUUCUCACUAUUUUUUCAGUUUCUGAUGACCUUCGACGAACUGUGCAAUUUGAAAAAUCACUUCCCUUCACUUCAAAUGUCUUAAUACUGAGUAUUAGGACUGGAUAAUUUAUUGCCCAAAGAAAAAGAGCACGCAUUAUUGUAAAACUAAUCAAUAGUUCGUUGUGUUAUUUAAAUCUAAAAUAAUGUACAGAUAAAAAUUUAUUAAAAAAAAAAUAAUAAUUUGUAUGAACAAGAACCUAAGUAAAACAUAUAAUACACAGGUAUAUAAAUAUGUAUUCCAAAAGUUAAUAUAUAUGUAAUUUUUUAAAAUAAUAUUAAAAAUAAAAUAAGUUAUAAGAAAAAAACUUAACUUGGCUUGUAAAUAUAUGGUAAUUUAUUUUAUGUAUUCCUCCUAUUGUUUUUAUAUUUAUUUGUAUUUUAAUUUUUUUUUUAUAUACCACCUAUUGAUGAUUUUUUAAAUUAAAACCAUUUUUAAAUAAAAUAAAAUCAUUUAUUCUCUAGUUUUUUCUUAUUUACUUAUUUAUUUAAUAUUAUAUAUUAAUUUUUGAAAUAUUCAAAUAUUUAUAUAUGGACUUUUUUUAUUUUUGAGUAAUAACCACUAAAACAAUUUUGUUAUAAUUUUUUUUAUAGAAUCAAAUUGUUCUAUUUUGUACUUUAAAGAAUUGAAGAACGUCAAAUUCUAUUAUAGAUAGGGCAUAUGGAAUUUAUUUAAGUAGGUUAAUAUAAGCAUAAUUAUAAAUUAUAUAAAUGGAUAACAUCAACAUAAUAAUUCAUAAAUGAUUAUAUUUUGUUUAUCUAAGUUCAAUUAUUCAAGUAUUUGUAUUUCCGAUUUGAAUGCUACAUAAAUAAAUUUUACAUUUCUACUCUUCAAAUUUUAGAUAAUAAUUAGUAUAUUUUACAUUUUUGAGUUAUUUUUCUUGGUUUGUAAGAGAAUCAAGAAAAACGAUAACAUUUUACUAUAAAAGAAAUAAGAUUAAAUAAAAAUAAAUUUGUCAUUAUCAGGGUUUUUUGUUGCAUACGUUUUCUGUAAUUUUGAUCAAAAUCUUUUUAUUAAAUUUAGAUAGUGUCAUAAGAAGAGAUGUCCUCUAUUAUGUCCUCAAUCAUGUCAUCAUAUAUAAAUAAAAAAAAAAAAAAAAAAAAAAUGUUCUUGUAUAUUAUUCUGUAUAAAUAUUCCCUAGUGGGAAAAUUUUUAAAAAGAAAAAUAUGUUUCCCUGACUGGUAUUGUAGCCUCUAUUGUUUUUUUUUUUUAUGUAUAAUUAAAUAUUUUUCCAGGUUUGUAAUGCAAAAUAGUGCUAAAUAUUAUUCAAAAUUUUAUCUUGAUCUUGUAGACAAGUAAGUAUUUGUUAAACAUAUUUUGUUUUGUGUAUUCUUUAACCAUUAUCUGUUUUUAUUAGAAUCCCUGGUACAUUAAAUGAUCGACGAACAAUGUUAGGAGAAUUAAAUUGGGUGUUUACUGCUAUAACCGAUACAAUAGCUUGGAACAUAUUACCUAGAGGUAGGAUUAGAAAUAUGACUAUAAUAUUUAUGUAUAGAUUUCGAAAAAAUAAUUUUUUUUUUGUUGUUAGAUACUUUUCAAACAUUAUUUCGUCAAGAUUUACUAGUUGCGAGUCUACUGAGAAAUUAUUUGCUAGCAGACCGUAUUAUGAGAACGUAUGAUUGUGAACCAGUAUCAUCACCGACAUUGCCGCCAAUGCACAAUCACCCUAUGUGGAAGGUCAGAAAAAACUAGAAUAUUAAAUAAUUAAAUCAGUAAAAUAUUUUGUUGCACUGUGCGAAAGACAAUGUUUAAAUUAUUUACAAUAUUAUUCUUUGCUAUUACUCUUUUGAAGUUUUUGCUAUAAUUAUUACCAUAAUUAGAAAUAAUUAUUUUUCAGUUUCAGGCUCAAACUUCUCUAUCUUAAAGUUUGGGCUCUUAUACCUUAGGGCUCUUAUUGCUAUGUAGGACUUCUGCUCUUGUUUUUUUUAUUAUUUUGUGUACUAAUUAGUGUUAUAAAAUGCCCGGGAAUAUUCUAUAAGCAAUAAAAUUUAAAUUUUUUUUGUUGCUUAAUUCAUAUUUACAUUAAAAUAUAAUUGCAAUAUGUAAAAAUAUUUUAGCCGUAAUAUAAUUUGGAUUUAAAUAUACUAUGCAUAACUAUAACUUAUAAGUAUUAAUAAGAUACUAAUAGUUACUGUUAACUAAAUUAUUCCUAAUAUUGUAUAUUACUAUAUCUUAAAUUUUUUGUUUACUUUUGAGUAUGUCAUACUUGGAAAAUACUUGGGCCAUUAAUAGGUAUUUAAUAAUCAUAUUAAUAUAUAUAAAAACAUUUAGAAUCUGAAUGUACCGAGGAAUGGAAUGUAUUGGUUUUACUAUGAUUUGACUUUUUUGUCAGAGAUCUUUCUAAUUUUCCUCACAACUGGGAAAAACUAGAAAAUAUAAUUAAAAAUUCUUAAAAAUAAUCAGAUACAGUAAAAUUUCCAUAUAAUAGUCAGCAAAAGUAUUGGAAAUAAUGACCGUCUUUUAGAAGUUUCUUAUGACCGUUAUACAGAGGUUAACGGAAAUUUUAGUGAUCAGAAACUUUCAUUGAUUUUUAUUGCGCUAAAGUUGUUGCAGUCGUCAUGUAAAUGUGGUAAUUUGAACCGUGCUGCUGUUUUAUUCAUAAAUUAAUGUGUUUGGUAUAAUUUUUUUUUAAGAAUUUAUUAACCGAGUUCUGUUUCGAUUUAUUGUUGUGUACAGGCAUAAGUUAUGUAUAUAGUUAAUGUAUUCUAAUUUCUUAACAUUCCGCCUACAAUAGUGUCACACCACACUAAUCAACCCUUUUUCUUUUAGGCAUGGGAUCAUAUUUUAGAAUUGUGUUUGUAUCAGUUGCACCGUGUUCAAGAACAUGGUGAUGGUUUCUUUGUACGUACAACAUUUUUUGAAGAACAAUUGACAGCAUUUGAAGUCUGGCUUGAUCACACAAGUUGUUUGCCUACACAACAACGCAGUACACCGGAACAACUUCCAAUUGUACUCCAAGUAAUUAAAAAUUAAAUAAAUUAUAUUGUCUAAUUUAUUUAUUUAUUCAUGUUUUAUGAUUUACUAAAUAGGUUUUAUUAAGUCAAGCACACAGACUUCGGGCAUUAGACUUAUUAGGUAGAUUUUUAGAUUUAGGACCAUGGGCUGUAAAUUUGACCUUAUCUGUAGGAAUAUUUCCAUACAUAUUAAAAUUACUGCAGAGUUUUGCUGUUGAACUGCGGCCAAUGUUGGCUUUUAUUUGGGCCAAAAUAAUGGCUGUGGAUCACGUAAGAUUUUAAUUUUAAUAAUCAUAAAUACAACUAUGCAAAUUGUUUAAUCAAAUUUAUUUUUAGACUUGCCAAACUGAUAUUGUUAGGGAAAAUGGUUUCAAGUAUUUUUUUCAACUGGUUGAAGAUAUACACUUGCCUGUAAGUUUAAAACACUCCUAAAUUAAUAAUAUAUUUCUUCUAACUUUACUUACAUAACCUAUGAACAUUUUAUAAUGAGUGUAAUUUUGAUUACAGAUAUUUAUUUUAUCAAGGAAAUUGGCAAAAUAAAUAUGACAUUUUUUUUUGUUUUGUUGUAUAGUAAUUUCUUUAAAUACUUAAUAUUUAACAAUAUAUUAUAUUAUGUAGAAUAUUUAAAUUAGAUGUAGAAAUUUAAUAACUUUUUUUAUAAUGGUUUUUUUUUAAAAAAAAAAUCAAAAUUUAAAGUUAUAUAAACAUUUUUCAAAAAAGAAAAUAAUAGAAAAUAGUUGGUGUUUGUGAUCAAAUAGACUUGUUUUAUAAGAUUUUUUAAUUUUUAGGAAGAACAAAGGAUGUUAGGAACUGUAGUACUAUCACGUCUAAUGCAAAACUAUAGGAACGGCCAACAACUUGGGCUUAAGAACAAUUUAGUAUGCAUAUGUCUUGAACAAUUAGAUAAUGCCAGUGCUCCUUAUAAACAAUGGUUGACAUUAUGUCUUGCGCAGUUAUGGGCUGAUUAUGACAAAGCUCGUUGGGUGGGUGUACGGGAUACUGCUCAUGAAAAACUUUAUACAUUAUUGGAAGAUAAAAUUCCCGAAGUAAUUAACAAUUUAAAGAUUAGUUAGGGACAAUUUUCCUAUACUUAUAAUAAUUACCUAUACUUUUAGGUACGUGCAGCAGCAGUGUUUGCUCUUGGUACAUUUGUAAGCUGUGACAAGGAUCGCAGCAAUCACGCAUUAAGUGUUGAUCAAAAUAUCGCCAUAACUCUACUGAAUACUGCUGCCAAAGACAUGAGUCCUAUGGUCAGAGAGGUAAGUACAGUUUCUGAUUAUUCAGUACUUUAUUUUAUUGUGAAAUACAUAUCACAUAAUAAAAUACAUUUUAGGAAGUUGUAAUUGCUCUACAAUGGACUGUAAUUGCGUUUGAGAGAUAUUUUCUGGAAAUCGUGAUGCAGGAAAAUAAUGAAAAAUUAUCAUAUAAUUCUCUAUAUAAAAGUAUAUUAAAAGAAUAAAAAAUAAAUUUCUAACUUUUAAGGAAUUAUGAUAUAUUGUAAUUAUAAUUUUGAUUAUAGGUUCAAUUUCCACAACUUCUAGUUUAUCGAGAAUGGGUUCUAGAGAGAAGCUUCAACACUACACACCUAAUUUAAUUGUGACUGUAAUAUCACCUCAUAUGUCACCUGCCAAUUCAGAUGACCUUUCAGAAGAAACCAAGUCUGAAUAUUUAAGGCGAACAAAUUCAUCUUCAUCAUUAGCUACCUUAGGUAUGUGUGUCAUUAAAUUAUUAGAAUAUUAAUGCAAUAGGAAUUUAUUUUAUUUAGAUACUUACCAAACAACUACAGCUUUUAACAAUAUUCAUUCUAAGUUAUGGAAAGGUUUAACUACUUUGGAGCAUGAUAUAUGCCCAGACGUUUCAAUCAACGCAUAUAAAUUAACUAAUUAUAUUAGACAAAAAGUAAGUAAUGUCUGGUAACCAAUUAUAUUAUUGUAAUCAAUAUUUACUUAUAUUAAUUGUGUGAACUAGCUUAAAAAUAAGCCAGAUAAUCGUGCAACACAUUCUUUACCCGCAUCUCCGUCUGGAAGAACUUACUUAAUGUAAGUUAAUAAAUUAAUUAACACAUUUAAAAUAUUUUUAAUUGUUUAUUGUGUUAAUUAUAGACAGGACGAAUCCCCACCGCGAUCUGUACAUGAAAUGCCUUCUUCUCGGUCAAGAAUUCCCAUAACACCAAGGCCUAACUCUAACACGAGAAUUGUACCAAAUACUGUAUGUUUUUAUUUAAAAUCAUUUAAUUUUAGGAUAAUUAUAAAUUUCUUGUACAAUUAGAUUAUUGAAGAAGCUCUGUCUUCAUCAUCUUCGCCACCAAAUAUCGAAAUUGAUAAUGAAAAAAACAUAUUGAAUAAACCUAAAUGUUUAUUGAAAUCUCAAUUUUUUGAAUGGAUAUCAAAAAAUUUUGCUAAUCCAUUGAGUGGAAUGAAUGAAGUUAGCGAUUUUGAAAGCGCAUUACAUUCUGAACGCAUUUCAAGGUGACCAACAAUAUAGAAUAUUUACAAGAAAAUUAAAAUUACUAAACAGCUUAAAUUGAUUAAUUAAAAUAUAUUUGGAUAGGUACACUCGAAAUAUGGCAUUUCGCAAGGAUGCACAAGAAGAACAAAACAAAAUUAAUAGCGGAAAUUACAGAAUAGAAAAUCAUAUAUUUUCAUCGAAAUGUAAUCAAACUCCAAAUUCAUUAACUUUCCAUCCAUAUGACCCACAUGUUGUUGUGGGUAGUGAAAAUAGUCUAACGUCAGUAUUUUUUUUUUUUUUUAUCAAUAUUAUUUUAGCAUAAGAAUAUUAUUUUAUAAUGAACGAUUAUCAUUUAAAUUAUAGAAUAUGGGAUUACUACACUAGCUAUAAGUUACACCAAUGGACACCAGUUCAACGAAGCCAUAAAUUAGAUUUUUCAUACAGAUCAUAUCCCCAUGUGUCUGCUAUAGAACUAAUUAACAGUCAUGACAUUCCAUUAGUGUUGGUUGGGUUUAACGAUGGAAAUAUUCAGGUUUGGUCUAAGUGCUUUAAAGGUCAGCAUAAAUUGGUGUCUGGUUGGCAUGCAUUACCUAUUUGUAAGAGUCCUAGUUAUGAAAGUUCUUCGAGUAAGUACUAAAAACAUUAUACAAACCAAAAUAAUACAUAUAAAUUAUGGGGUAUUUCAUUUUCAGUGGCAUUACAUUGGGAUCAAAGGGCUUGUCAUUUAAUUUGUGCAGGUGAUUCGAGUGUUGUCAGAAUAUGGGAUAUUGAGACUGAAACUAAAUUGACUUCUAUAUCCACUGGGAUUAAUUCUUCAGUAACAUGUUUGUCCAUGCAGAUGAACGGUAAUCCAAUUACUACUUAUUAACAGAAUAUUAAUAAUUAUAAUUUCAAUGACAAAAUAGAUAAAUAUGAUCACAAUGUCACAGUUUGUUCAAUGUGCACUUCUACUCCAUACCUGACUUAUGUCAUAGUUAUUUGCUAUUUUUAGCAAUGCUCAUGUUAGUCAAUUAGCAGUGAAGAACUAUGAUAUUAAGUCAAGAAGUAUUUAAGGGUAGUUUUCAUAGCAAAAAUCUGUGAUCUUAUGUAUUUUUUUUUUGCCAUGUUACGUUGGGGUCAAAUAAUAAUAUACAUUUUUAAAAAUGUGUUAACUGUGAAUCGAUGGUAACAUUACAGUCGGUUUUACACUUGCACAUUCAUGCUGUGCAGUUUGAAGUUAAUAGAAUAAUGUUGGAUACAGUAACGUAUAAUAAGACAAAUAUGAUGAAUUACUACUAGUUUAUGAAUAAUACAAUUAUUUUAUAAGAAAAUAAUAAAUUGUUGUUUAUUUGUUAUAGAAAGUAAUAUAUUUGCUACUGGUUGUAAGGAUGGGUCAAUUAAAGUGUUUGAUAAAAGACUGUCACCGCAUGAUGCUAAAAUAGCUUCUUUUAUAGGAAAUCAUAGUAAAAUACUCAACCUGAGACUACAAAAUACUACUGUAAUAUCUGCUAGGUAAAUACUUAUAAACCUAACAUAAUGAUAGUAUUUUAGUAAAAAUAAACAAUUUAUUUCAAUAGUGCUUAUGGAGAUAUUAAAACUUUUGAAUUUGGUCAACAUGUAUCUCAACGAGAAUUUCAUAUAGAGAACCUCCACAAAAUAGACAUUCACCCUAUGUGCAAUAUAUUAGCAUGGUAAAUAAUAAUAUAUUGAUUGCAUUUUUUUUUUUUUUUGUCAAUAUUAGUUUUUAAUUUUUUUUAUAUUUAACAGUAAUGUGAAUCACAUGUUGACGUUCUACAACACAGAUGGUCAAUUGUUAAACUCAGUAAAGCUAUCUGAGUGGUUGAGCACACGUCAUUCUCCAUUAUCAACUAUAAAAUUUCAUCCUCAAAAAGCAAUAGUUUCUACUGGUGCUUUAGAUGGAACUAUAGCAUUAUAUUCAAUUGAUCCCAAAAGAUGAUAAAUGUAUACAUUUUUUUUAUGUUAAUUAAUUAUUAUUGUUGUUAUUCUUUUUCUAACCACUUUAAAUACUCAUGACACUUUCUUUUAUUGUGCUCAAAGAUUGCUAUUUGACUGAACAUUGGUUUUUUUUUAUGUACUUAGUAUUUUUCUGUACAUAAGAUAUGAUCUUAUUAUUAUUAUUAUUAUUAUUAUUUUUAAAAUUAAUAUUAUAAAUAUUAUUAUUGUUACUCUGUUAAUUGAAUGUUUUGCACAUCCUGCCAUAAAUCGUCUAUAUGUUCAAACAUGGAAUUUAAUUCUUUAUGCCGGUGCAUUAAAAAAAAUUCUUGUAAAUGAGCUGGAAUUACUGGUUUAUUCUGGCUUCUUAUUACGUCCAUAAAUCUCUUUACAUCAUUAUCAGUUCCUUCUGGACGAAACCGAGUAAACAUCUUUGACAAUUGAUAAUUUGAACAAGGUCCGAGGUACUGUUUGAAAUCAACACGGCCGGCUCUGAUCAAUGCAGAAUCUACUCU
This is a messenger RNA of Cinara cedri, 15317 nucleotides long. NCBI's taxonomy places the organism in Eukaryota, Metazoa, Arthropoda, Insecta, Hemiptera, Aphididae. The record is from the annotation of a GenBank genome assembly.